Frankliniella occidentalis (western flower thrips) is the source of this 4216-nucleotide messenger RNA. RefSeq names its product golgin subfamily A member 1 (gene Golgin97). Gene Ontology annotation, cellular component: Golgi apparatus. Bases 257 to 2431 code for a protein of 724 amino acids. NCBI's taxonomy places the organism in Eukaryota, Metazoa, Arthropoda, Insecta, Thysanoptera, Thripidae. The transcript is spliced from 11 exons. The record is from RefSeq and is a predicted model, not a curated record.
CUGGCUGACGUAACUCAAUGAUAAAACUAGCAGAUGUGUGUGUCAUCAACUAUCUUGCCAUGGACUUUUUUCUGGCAUACGUGUUCGAUUGCACUAAAUUAUUUCAGUGAAGACCUACUUAUGUUAUGGCAUUAUUUUUUUUAAAUAUAUUCGCUUUGAAACGAUUUAAGAAUUAUUUGAUUGAUAACCAGUCACAUUGGUUAUGGUACUUAUCAGAAAAUGUCUUUUCCAGGAGUCAUUUUGUUUUUAAGUCAAAAUGUUUAAAGGCCUUAAAAACAAAAUACGUGAGGAAACUGGGAGUGAUGUGUCAAGAAUUAUAGGUGGUACACCCCAAAAUAAGACCACAUUUAAAGGAAGACAUUCUCGUCAAGGAUCAACAUCAAGUGUUGGCAGCUUGUCAAUUGAUGGAAUUCGUGAGGAGAACUCUCAAUCACCAGAGUUCAUUGAUCAUAGUAGCGAAAUAAACCAGGAUGACUGUAAGUCGUUAUCUCAACGAGAUGUAAAGUUGAUUGACAAGCGGGAAGAAGAAUGGAAAAAGAGACUGGGCAAGCUAGAAAUUGAAUGGAAACGGAAACUUGAUGAGAAAGACAGAGAAUGGAAAAAACAAUUGGAAUCUAAAGAUGAUGAAAAACUCUUAAAUGAGAAAACUAUUGAACAGCUACAGAAAUCUCUACAAUUGGCUGAAGAAUUUAAAGAAAAAUAUUGCAAAUUUCAAGAAGAAAAAGAGCAGCUUGAAGGAUUUCAGUCACAAGAAAUGUCAAAAAUUAAACAUUUGCUCCUAGCAAAAGAGAGAGAGCUGUCAGAAAGAAUCAACUCACUGAAAGAGAUGAAUAUCCAGAAUUCAACCCUUAAACUAGAAGUUGCGCGUUUGCGACGAUUUGAAGAGGAAAUCAGCAACAUUCAGGAUGAAAUGGAGACUUUGCGGCAUUCCUCUGAGCAAGAACGAACAACUCUCAGAAGUGAGUUAGCUCAAAGUGAAGAAAAUGUUCGCCAUCUUUGUGACAGAGUUGCUGUUUUAGAAAGGAGAACAAGUGCAGACUGUGUGGCACUUGGUGCUCCACUAUCAAUUGAUGAAAGAAUUCAGGGGCUUUUAGGAGAGCGGACCCUCUUGGAAAGACGCCUUGAGGAAGCUCACCUGCAUUUAGCUGACAUUAAGUCUUCUUGGAGUAGUAAAAUAACAUCACUAGAAACACAAGUUGGACGGUUGUGCCGGCAAGCUGCAGAAGAAGGUGCAGAGAGAAGAAGGACAGAAAAAGAAUGUGAGCAACUUCAGGCAAGAGUUCAUCAACUUGAAACUGAGCUGGCAACUGCAGCAGAGGGAGCUCUGCAAACAAGCACAUUGGCCCAAGAACUUGAACAAAUUCGAAGUGAACUUGAUGCAGCAUUGAUGGAGAAGACUGAAGUUUCUGUGGAGCUGAAGGAGACUAGAAAUUCUUUAGAAGAAGAAGUAAAAAGACUGAAUGAAACAUUAUCCUCACAAAAACUUGAAAUGGAAUUGUUUCAAGUCAAGUCAGAUGCUGAAGUAAAAAAACUCAAAGAAGAAAUUUCAGACUUACAUAAGUUGAUGAAAUCUACCGCUGACUCCUCUAAAAUGCAAAUAAGCACUCUCCAAUGUGAGCUUGAAGCAGAAAAGUUAAAGUGUGCUGAAAUAUUAACUGCCUUGAAUACAGAGAGGAGUGCAAAGGAAGCUGCUGAGCUGAGAGCAAAUACAAUUUCUGAUGAGGUACACAAUUCUAAUGAAUGUAUUGACUCUAAGCAAAAUGAAAUUUUAGAACUAAAGAGUUAUGUAGCAGUACUGGAAAGCAGUAUUGCAUCAAAGGACAAAGAAAUAUCCCAAGUUCAAAGCCAAAAUGAUAAAAUAACUAUCGAAGUGCAAGAACUAGAAAAGGAAAGGGAUAUGUAUAUUGCCAAAUCCAAUCAAGACAAGGAUUUGCAGGACAUAGUUUCAGAGCUUGAAUCCCAACUUGUUGAUAAGAAUAAGUCUAUCAAACAGCUUCAGCAAAGAUUAGGUGAUAUGAAGAAAACACUUCAAAAAGAACUGAAUUUGCAUCCAGAUGGUUAUGGUGGAGAUAUUACAAAAAGCAAUGGAACUACCGGCAUAGCCCUUGAUGAUACUUCUGCUGCUGUACUUGCCCCAAGCUCAAGCCAUCAGGUUUCUCAAAGAAGAUUACAACAACAAGCAGGAGCAGCUUUUAGCUCUGAAGGAAGUAAUGAUGUGAAUUUUCAGUACCUGAAGCAUGUGCUCAUCAAAUUUCUCACUAGUCGGGAAUAUGAGGCCAAACAUUUAACCAGAGCUGUUGCAACUCUUCUUCAUUUCUCUCCAGAAGAAGAAAAACUUCUUCAAGAAACAUUGGAGUGGAAAAUGUCUUGGUUUGGCUCUCGACCUAACCUUGGAUUUGGCCAAACAGCUAAAACUAUUCGUCCCAGUUAAUUAUAAUUACAUUCAUUUUUAAAAUUAAACUAUCCGUUUCUGUUGUGGUAACUAAUUUUCUAUUGAAUCAUGUAAUGUAAGCUAAAAUAUUCCAUUUUGCCCUCACAUUUUUUUUCUAGCUUUAUGGAGUUGUGAUUUUGUGAUUUAUGCUAAGCUGAUUUGGCUAUAUUUCACAAGAUUCAUUUUAUCAAAUUCCUGAAAUUCCUGAAAUGUGAUCAAUGUGUUCAUAUACUUGUGAUUAAUAUAUAUGUACUCACAUUAGAAAGCAAUUGCUCUAUGUGGAUUGCAUGGGCUGUGUAAUGCACUGGACAUUUCUCAAUGAUCUUUACAAAAAAACAAAAACAAUGCAUAGUUUCCUGUGGUCAAGUCAAGACAACAAGAUGUUAGUAUUGGAUGUAUGUAAUCCAAUUUUGAGGAGAUUUCUGUGGAUAUGCUUGAGAGAAUAAGUAGGUUAAUUAUUCUGUAUGACUGUGGUACCUUUAGUCAACAAGUCCUCUAUCUUGUCCACGUGCCAUGCACCUGCUUGUUUUGUUAUGUUUAAGUUUAUUUCAUAUUUUAACAUAACUUUAGACCAUGUUAUCUUCCGUCCUUUAAAAAUGCAUUUUUUAUCGGCUUUGUUUUAAUCUCUUAUUGUUGUUAAUUUAUACAAAGAUAUGAUUAUAUGUAGUCAAUUUAAACUGAAAUUGAAACUGUUUUAAAAUUGAGCAAUCUUUGAACACUUAGUGUGAUACACUCUAGCUCUAGCAACAUUGUUUCCUUAUUUUCUAGUCUUUAAUAGAUGAGAUUGAUCAAAGAAUGUUAACUGUGCUGCAAGCAUCCCAACCACACCCCACCUAGUAUUGAGGCCUACUGUUAUAUUUUAAGAGUGAGAUUUAUUUGUAUUUCUAUCUAUUAUUUUCAUUCCCAUAGAAUAUUUUCUUUAUAAUCUAGAUUCAAAAUAGCUUGUUAGUAAAUGAGCAGCUUUGUCAUUAAUUUCAAUGUCUGCCAAAGAAUCUGGUCUAUCACAAAGAAUCAAGAGUUACACUCUGUAAAUUUGACACAGUCUUAACUAACUUACAGGGUGGUCCAAAGACCCCCUCCUUUAUUUUGCUUAUGCUGUACCGCAUGCAGGCGUGGCGGGCGGGCUUGCCUGCCGUCGCUCCGCACGGCGCCUUAUGGCCCCGUGUGAGUAUGCAACCCGCCCGCACUACCGCAUGCGGUACAGUAUAAGCAAAAUAAAGGAAGGGGUUUAUGGACCACCCUGUAUAACACGGUGAAGAUAUGUUCUGGAUUAUAUCAAUAAUUUCUCCAGAGUAUCAUGAUUUUUUAAAAUUAAAAUGAAAUAACUAUUCCUCGAGCUAACAAACUUUUGGGGAUGAGGGACCAAAUAUCUAUUGUCAUGUUGGUUGGUAAAACCAUUUCCAACCUGUAUUGAGUGCACUGAAAGAUAAGUAAGAUGAAAAGUGGGUAAAUGUUCUCACUCUUUAUAAGUAUUAUUUUCCCCCAGUUUAUUUUCAUUUUGUUUUUAUCACUUACAUCAAAGAGUGAAACAAGUGAAAUGUGUGAACCACGUUAAUUUGGUCCUUUUAGGAUACAAUCAAAGGGACAAAAACAUUUUGACUUAUUUGUAACAAUUGAUGAAUUAUCUACCGCUUCCACAACAAGUCAAUUCCACUGCUGUUGGAAAUAAGUCUGUUGAAAUGAAGCAAAAUUUUCGGAUUUGUCAUAGUGAUUUGACUUUAUAUACCUUAAACUAUAUUUUACUACUGUAUUUAACGAGGUCGAAUAAACUCAACACCCAUUCAA